CAUCGACCCACCAAGGAGCUUUCCGCUUCUCUGUCCUCCUUACUUUUAGAAACAACUGAACCAUUAACGGAACAGUCAGUGGAACUAAUUAUACCUGCAUUUAACUGUUCUAUUUUCCUUAAAAAAAAAGCGACAACACAGAUACUUCGACACCCAGACAAUUCAUCCUGCGAGGUUUAGAUAGGAUCAAGGCCAUUUGAAAUUACUUCUUUCAUAUCAAGACAAUAAAUUAUUAAAGUAAUGCAUUUUCUAGGUAGAUUGUCAAGGAAAAAAGCUUGUGCACAUUUAACAAUUUUCUCGUCCUUUUUGACUUAGAUUGACUGGCAAUACAGAAUCCGGCAUCCUUACUAAUUCUUAAUGUGCAAAUUGUCUAUGUGCGUACUACGCUGACAAGUGUAGAAGCUCAAUAAUGGGAGGGAUAGGUGAAGGUGGUCCAAUAUCAUUUGAAUUGAAUAAUGGAGCCAACAUACCUGCACUAGGACUGGGUACAUGGCAGGCCGAACCAGGCGUUGUAGGAGAAGCUGUCAAAACUGCUAUAGAGAUUGGAUAUAGACAUCUUGACUGUGCUCCAGCAUACGGUAAUGAAAAGGAAAUCGGACUUGCACUUAAAGAAAUAUUUCAAGGGAAUGUAGUGAAGCGUGAGGACUUAUGGAUUACCUCUAAACUCUGGUGCACUGAGUAUGAUCCCGAGGACGUUCCUCAAGCUUUGGAUAGAACAUUGCAGGAUCUACAGCUUGACUACGUGGAUCUGUAUCUUAUACAUGGGCCAGCCAGGCUCAAAAAGGGGACCAAGGGAUUCAUUCCCAAAAAUUUUGCUCCGCUUGAUAUUCCUAGCACUUGGAAGGCCAUGGAGAAGCUGCUUGAUACUGGAAAGGCUCGUUCCAUUGGUGUGAGCAAUUUUUCUGUGAAGAAGUUGAAGGAUUUACUUAUAUAUGCAAGAAUGAUACCAGCUGUAAAUCAGGUUGAAUGCCAUCCUGUUUGGCAGCAACAUUAUCUCCAUUCGUUUUGCAAGUCCAAGGGGAUUCACAUCUCUGCACAUUCUCCACUGGGUUCUCCAGGCACCCCAGGGAUUAAAGUAAAGGUUCUUGAGCACCCUGUACUCAAUGAGGUAGCUGAAAAAAUGGGCAAGACACCUGCCCAGGUUGCCCUUCGCUGGGGCAUACAAACUGGUUAUAGUGUGCUUCCAAAAAGCACCUUUGAGCAUGAACUGAGAGAAAAUUUUAAAGUACUAAAGUGGUCAAUCCCCACAGAAUUAUUGGAGCACUUUUCUCAAAUUGAACAAAUGAGGUUGGUUCGUUCUGAAUAUUUAGUCCACGAGACAGGCAGCCCUUAUAAGAGUGUGGAAGAAAUUUGGGACGGAGAAAUUUGACAUGGUUCAUAUUCUAGUUUGAGUAGAAACAUGGAACAGGUUCGACUAAAGAAUUUAAUCACAAGUCUGUAAACCAUAGAAAAUGUCAGUCCCAUUUUGUUAAGCUGUCUUGAAUUAAACAUGUAUUCUGCUGAAAAAUAUGUUCUGCUCAAAUAUUAUAUUUUUUAUUAAAUGCAUUAUUAUUAUUACCAUUA
Messenger RNA from Cryptomeria japonica (Japanese cedar), 1563 nucleotides. RefSeq names its product NADPH-dependent aldo-keto reductase, chloroplastic. Gene Ontology annotation, cellular component: cytosol. Bases 410 to 1369 code for a protein of 319 amino acids. The transcript is spliced from 7 exons. The record is from RefSeq and is a predicted model, not a curated record. Gene Ontology annotation, molecular function: aldose reductase (NADPH) activity. NCBI's taxonomy places the organism in Eukaryota, Viridiplantae, Streptophyta, Pinopsida, Cupressales, Cupressaceae.